Molecule: messenger RNA, 6380 nt
Organism: Perognathus longimembris pacificus (Pacific pocket mouse)
Lineage: Eukaryota; Metazoa; Chordata; Mammalia; Rodentia; Heteromyidae
Gene: Col27a1
Product: collagen type XXVII alpha 1 chain
Molecular function (GO): extracellular matrix structural constituent
Source: RefSeq, a predicted model, not a curated record
CACACUUGCCCCCCGGGCUCGGGAGCAUGAAGUAGGGGCCUGCCAUGGGAGCGGGAUCGGCGCGGGGGGCCCGAGGCACAGCGGCGGCGGCGGCGGCGAGCGGGGGGGGUUUUCUCUUCACCUGCAUCUUGGUCUCCUAUGCCUGCCACCUGGCCUCCACCCAAGGAGCUCCUGAAGAUGUGGAUGUCCUCCAGAGGCUGGGCCUUGGCUGGACAAAGGCAGGGGGCAGCCGGAGCCCCGUGCCCCCGGGCGUCAUUCCGUUCCAGUCAGGCUUCAUCUUCACGCAGCGGGCCCGGCUGCAGGCACCCACGGCCACUGUCCUUCCUGCUGCGCUGGGCACGGAGCUGGGACUGGUGCUGAGUCUCUGCUCGCACCGUGUGAACCAUGCCUUCCUCUUUGCCAUCCGCAGCCGGAGGCACAGGCUGCAGCUGGGUCUGCAGUUCCUCCCCGGCAAGACGGUGGUCCACCUGGGGCCCCGGCGCUCCGUGGCCUUCGACCUGGACGUGCAUGAUGGCCGCUGGCACCACCUGGCCCUCGAGUUCCGCAGCCGCUCCGUGACCUUGGUGACGGCCUGUGGGCAAUGCCGGCUGCCCAUCCUGCUGCCUUUCCAAAGGGACCCCGCGUUCGACCCUCAGGGCUCCUUCCUCUUGGGGAAGAUGAGUCCUCGCGCUGUCCAGUUUGAAGGUGCCCUCUGCCAGUUCAGUGUCCACCCAGUGGCGCAGGUCGCUCAUAAUUACUGUGCCCAUUUGAGGCAGCCGUGUGGACGCGCUGACCUGUACCGGCCCCAGCUGGGGGCCCCUUUUCCUCGGGACUCUGGAAGUCCCAUUGCCUUCCAGCCUGACUUGGCCUUUCUCGGCCUGGAAAACCUCACCUCUGCCACCCCAGCCCUGGGGACACGGCCAGCGGGCAGGGUGCCCACAGCAAUGGUGGCUCCAGCCGUACCCUUGAAACCCCUAAGGACUAACCCUGGAGACCCUCCUCAGCAUAGCGCUGGAAGAGACCCAGCCUGGACCCCACUCCCACCUGCCAAGCUGCCCACCAGGAAAGCACCCCUGCCCCUGCCCCCAGCCUCUCUGACCAGAUCCACCCAAACGCCUCCUCCAGCCACUGCCCAGCCACGGCAGAAGAGCUCAGCCACCAAGAACCCUAAAAUUCUCUCCACCAAGCCUUCAGCUACUUCAGUCGCCACCAGCAAAAGCCCUAGUCCUACUCAGAAGACCACUCCCCCUUCAUUCACAAAGUCAGCCCCACCCUCCCAGAAGCCAGCCCCUCCUUCUUUCACAAAGCCAGCCCCAUCCUCCCAGAAGCCAGUCCCAGCUUCAUUCACAAAGUCAGCCCCACCCUCCCAGAAGACCACGCCCCCUUCAUUCACAAAGUCAGCCCCACCUUCAUUCACAAAGUCAGCCCCACCCUCCCAGAAGCCAGUGCAACCCGCCUUCCUCCCAGCUCUUGCCCUACCUUCUGCCACCCAGGAGAAGCCAAUUCAUCGGAGUACCCAGACAUCACACCCUCCACUACCCAGUGCCCGGCCCCUGCUGCCUGCCUCCAGCUCCUCUAAAAAGUCUAUUAUUCCCACGGUAGCCCGGACAGAGGCCAAGCUAACCAGCAGUGCCGGCAAGCUGGUCUCUGCGCACCCCCGCACCUCCCGACCUCCCCAGCCCACUAUUUUACCCCGGUCUCCUGCCCUCCGUUCUGGCUCCACCAGAACCACUAGGCCACCUCCAACCUCACACACUGGAACUCCUAGAACAGCAUCUCCUCCCUUGGCUCCUGGCCUAGCCUCCACUGGGAGCAAGAAGCCCAUCGGGGUGGAGGCUGCCCAGAAAGCAGGGUUCAAGAGCAGUCCCCGGAAUCCUGUCCCCCUCCGGCCUGGGGAAGCAACCAGGGAUGUCCCGACGAGUGACUCAACCAACAGGCCUGGUGGGCAGACAUCUCUGCCUCCAGUCUUGGCCCCGGUGAGAGUCCUGUCCUCCAGCCCCAGGCCCACUAGCAGCGGCUACUCUUUCUUUCAUCUGGCCGGACCCACACCUUUCCCCCUGCUGCUGGGGCCUCCAGGACCCAAGGGAGACUGCGGCUUGCCGGGUCCCCCAGGGCUGCCUGGGCUGCCUGGACCUCCUGGUACACGAGGGCCUCGGGGUCCUCCUGGGCCGUAUGGAAACCCAGGCCUGCCCGGUCCUCCUGGAGCCAAAGGACAGAAAGGAGAUCCAGGGCUUUCACCAGGCCAGGUCCACGAUGGAGCAAAGGGUGACAUGGGCUUGCCUGGGCUCUCGGGGGAUCCGGGACCGCGGGGACGGAAGGGACACAAAGGCUAUCCUGGACCCGCAGGGCAUCCUGGAGAAGAGGGGCAGCUGGGAGCAGAGGGCAGCCCAGGGGCCAAAGGUUACCCUGGCAGGCAGGGGCUACCUGGACCUGUAGGAGAGCCUGGCCCCAAAGGCAGCCGGGGCUACAUUGGACUGCCGGGGCUCUUUGGCCUGCCUGGCUCCGAUGGAGAACGGGGUGUACCUGGCGUUCCUGGCAAGAGGGGCAAGAUGGGUAGGCCGGGGUUCCCUGGAGACUUUGGAGAGAGAGGCCCCCCAGGACUGGAUGGAAAUCCCGGAGAACUGGGUCUUCCGGGGCCCCAAGGAGUCACUGGCCUUAUUGGUGACAUGGGAGCUUUGGGUCCAAUUGGCUACCCAGGACCCAAGGGCAUGAAGGGGCUGAUGGGCGGCAUGGGGGAGCCCGGACUGAAAGGUGAUAAGGGUGAACAAGGGAUCCCAGGUGUGGCGGGCGACCCCGGCUUUCAAGGAGACAAGGGGAGCCAGGGGCUGCCAGGGCUCCCAGGUGCACGCGGGAAGCCAGGACCUCUGGGUAGAACUGGAGACAAAGGCUCUCUGGGGUUUCCUGGGCCCCCUGGACCUGAGGGAUUCCCAGGAGACAUUGGCCCACCUGGAGACAAUGGCCCUGAAGGCACGAAGGGUAAGCCUGGAGCCCGAGGCCUGCCAGGACCCAAUGGACAGCUGGGGCCAGAGGGAAAUGAGGGACCCAUGGGGCCUCCAGGAGUCCCCGGCUUGGAGGGUCAAAUGGGCAGGAAAGGAUUUCCUGGAAGGCCCGGCCCUGAUGGUUUGAAGGGUGAGCCAGGCGAUCCUGGAAGGCCAGGGCCCGUGGGCGAGCAGGGGCUCCCGGGAUUCAUUGGUCUGGUUGGGGAACCGGGCAUCAUGGGAGAGAAGGGUGAUCGCGGCAUGAUGGGCCCCCCAGGUGCACCUGGACCCAAGGGGUCGAUGGGUCAUCCUGGAACGCCGGGCAGUAUCGGGAACCCCGGAGAGCCUGGGCCCCAGGGUGCUCCUGGAUCUCGAGGGCCACCAGGCAUGAGGGGCGCUAAAGGUCGCCGGGGCCCACGAGGACCAGAUGGACCAGCCGGGGAGCAGGGGCCCAAGGGCCUGAAGGGCCCUGAAGGACCGCGGGGUAGACCAGGCCAGCCCGGACAACAGGGUGCAGCUGGUGAGCGAGGCCACUCGGGCCCACGAGGCUUCCUUGGCAUCCCCGGUCCCUCGGGCCCCCCAGGUGCCAAGGGCCUCCCCGGAGAACCGGGACCUCAGGGACCACAGGGGCCAGUUGGCCCGCCAGGAGAGAUGGGACCCAAGGGGCCACCAGGUGCUGUGGGAGAACCAGGCCUUCCCGGGGAUGCUGGGUUGAAGGGUGACGCUGGACCUCUGGGAGCACCUGGGGAGCAGGGCCUCGUUGGUCAGCGGGGAGAGCCAGGCUUGGAGGGUGAUCUUGGCCCUGCAGGGCCAGACGGAUUGAAGGGAGACAGAGGUGACCCAGGGCCUGACGGUGAGCGUGGCGAAAAAGGCCAGGAGGGGCUGAAGGGUGAGGAUGGGCCCCCCGGGCCUCCAGGGAUCACUGGCAUCAGGGGUCCAGAAGGAAAACCAGGGAAGCAGGGUGCGAAGGGCCGGACUGGGGCCAAGGGUGCCAAGGGCUACCAAGGACAGCUGGGUGAGAUGGGUGUCCCUGGAGACCCUGGACCCCCAGGGACCCCAGGCCCUAAGGGGUCCCGAGGCAGCCUGGGACCAACAGGUGCUCCAGGACGGAUGGGGCCCCAAGGGGAACCCGGACUGGCAGGUUACAAUGGACACAAAGGCAUUGCGGGACCGCUGGGACCUCCUGGGCCAAAAGGCGAGAAGGGGGAGCAGGGUGAGGACGGCAAGGCCGAGGGCCCCCCUGGGCCUCCUGGAGAUCGGGGGCCUGUGGGUGAUCGCGGAGACCGUGGGGCACACGGGGACCCUGGAUACCCUGGACAGGAAGGUGUUCAAGGCCUUCGAGGAAAACCAGGCCAGCAGGGCCAACCCGGGCAUCCGGGACCCCGGGGGCGGCCGGGACCCAAAGGAUCAAAAGGCGAAGAGGGUCCAGCUGGAAAGCCAGGCAAGGCUGGGGCACCAGGCCGGAGGGGGAUGCAGGGGCCACCGGGGCUGCCAGGACCCCGGGGUGUGGUGGGGAGACAGGGCCCCGAGGGCAUCGCUGGACCAGAUGGGCUUCCUGGCAGGGAUGGCCAAGCAGGACAGAAGGGAGAACAAGGAGAAGAUGGGGACCCUGGCUCCCUGGGUCCUGCUGGGAGGAGAGGAAACCCAGGAGUGGCCGGCUUGCCUGGAGCACAAGGGCCCCCAGGAUUCAAGGGUGAAAGUGGGUUACCCGGACAGCUGGGUCCCCCUGGCAAACGAGGAACAGAGGGCGGAAUGGGUGUUCCUGGAAGCCAGGGAGAGCCUGGAUCCAAAGGGCAGCCGGGCAACUCUGGUGAGAUGGGCUUUCCAGGAGUGGUUGGCCUGUUUGGACCCAAGGGACCCCCUGGAGACAUUGGCUUCAAAGGCAUCCAAGGCCCUCGUGGACCUCCUGGGUUGAUGGGAAAGGAAGGCAUCAUUGGGCCCCUUGGAAUUCUGGGACCUUCAGGACUCCCGGGUGCGAAGGGUGACAAAGGCAGCAGAGGAGACUGGGGACUACGGGGCCCACGGGGUCCUCCCGGCCCCAGAGGGCAGCCUGGCCCACCGGGCCCUCCAGGGCAGGCCAUCUUCCUUCAACGAGAUGACUUUGAAGCUUUCCAGACGUGGAUGGACACGAACAGAGCACUCAGACCAGAGGGGUACAGCUAUCCGGACUACCUGGUGCUAGAGCAGGGAGGUCAGAUCUUCAAAACCUUACACUACCUCAGCAACCUCAUCCAGAGCAUUAAGACGCCCCUGGGCACCAAGGAGAACCCAGCCCGGGUCUGCCGGGACCUCAUGGACUGUGAGCAGAAGAUGGUGGAUGGUACCUACUGGGUGGACCCCAAUCUCGGCUGCUCCUCUGACACCAUUGAAGUCUCUUGCAACUUCACACACGGUGGACAGACCUGUCUAAAGCCCAUCACAGCCUCUAAGAUGGAGUUUGCCGUCAGCAGGGUCCAGAUGAAUUUUCUGCACCUGCUGAGCUCCGAGGUGACGCAACACAUCACCAUCCACUGCCUUAACCUCACGGUGUGGCAGGAGGGCCCGGGGCACUCCUUAGCCAAGCAGGCUGUGCGCUUUCGGGCCUGGAAUGGGCAGAUCUUCGAAGCCGGGGGUCAGUUCAGGCCAGAAGUGUCUGUGGAUGGCUGCAAGGUCCAUGAUGGCCGCUGGCAUCAGACACUCUUCACCUUCAGGACCCAGGACCCCCAGCAGCUACCCAUUGUCAGCGUGGACAACCUCCCUCCCGCCUCAUCCGGGAAGCAGUACCGCCUCGAAGUUGGACCUGCGUGCUUCCUCUGACCUCUGACCCCUGGGUGCCUCUAGGCCUUCUGGGAAGGGAAGAGGACCGGAAGCAAGAGCAGGGCCCCUCUGCCCAGGAUCCCCUGGGCAGGCUUGAGCUGUGGUCUGCUCUGUAGGAGUGGGUGGGGAGUAGCAGGCCCUGGGCUGGUCUUGGGAACAAUGGACCCUAAUGUAGCCCCAAAGAUCAACCAAAGAGCCAGCCAGAACAAGUUGAGCUGCAACCCAGCUGCACCCCUCCACCUAUCUCCCAGCCCUGAAGCCAUCCCUACCCUCCCAGCUCCCUGCCCAGAGAGCCCCAUGCUGAAGCUGGCGGGAGGGAAGGUGGUAACCUGUCAGCUGGUCCCUGCCAGGGAGCUUUUGAUGUGCAAUAUUAGAAAAGGAGACAUGAAAAAGAGAAGAAAAGAAGUAUAUAUAUAGUAAGAUGUUAUUUAAACAAAAAGAUGUGUUACUAUUUUUGUUUUCACCUGGGAGAGAGGUGAGGAAGCGAAGAGCAGUGGGGAUGGCAGGGGCAGGGAGGAGGCAUGACGGGGCUGGGGUACCCGGGCCGAGACCUCCCACUGUGAAUCCACUGGUGCUCACAAACAUCUUGUGUAGUGUACGUAAUUGUGUUUUUAAGGAAAAAACAAA